Molecule: messenger RNA, 1905 nt
Organism: Brugia pahangi
Lineage: Eukaryota; Metazoa; Nematoda; Chromadorea; Rhabditida; Onchocercidae
Source: the annotation of a GenBank genome assembly
AUGUACAGUGCUACACUGAAGUACCAUCAGAGAAAAAACUGUUUUGGAUAUAUUCAACUGCAGUACAGUGACGUAGCACUAACGAAUAGCAUACAGGCUAAUGCGGUAACGCCUGGUGCAUACACCAUUAUUAGAUGUGAAAAUUCAACAGAUUGUGGUAUAAUUCAAGUUUUUGCUCCAAAUGACCACUGUUGUUAUACACCGAAAAUAUUAUUUAUUAACAAAAUAUUCGCAGAUUUGUUUGGCCUUCAUGAAAAUGAAAAGGUAAUUGUUCAGAAGGUGGAAACAGCACCUAUAUGCAGUUCGUUUGAGGUAGAGCUGACUUCCGAGGAAGACUGGAAUAUUGUCCAAAAUUCAUCGCAACGAAUUGAAGAAUUGCUUCUGGAACAAAUUCAAUUAAUUACUGUUGGCCAAACAUAUCCAGUUUGGAUUACUCAAAAUCUUUACAUUUAUUUCACUGUUGCUCGAAUCAAAACAUUUUCAUCCAUGGUGCAGAAUGCUUGUCUAUGUGAAUUUACGGAGGUCCAUGUGAAGCCCUUCUACUCAAAUCGUAGUAGUCUCAAGGACAGUUCAAGAGACAUUUUGAGAGUACCUCCAUUAUCAUUCGCAUGUAAAAUAAAGGAUCUAUUCUCAAAUUUCUCGCCGGAGCCAUUUAUGCUGAAGAUUCAAGAUUACUGUGGUAAUGUUCUUGACAGAACUGCAGUUCGGGUACUGCCUAAAAUACUGAUUAAUGAUGUUACCUUGAAAGAUCUGGACAUACUUGCCGUUUUUAAACUCAAUUUCAAUCAGAGUAACUCAGAAAACGUCACAUUAUCAACUGUUCAUAAUGAUGAAACCGGUCGAACCGCGCAUGCUUUACUUAUUGAACUACCGAUAUCAUGUUCCCGUUUUGCUACAUUAAGAGAUUGUUUGAAGCGAUAUGAUGCUUAUCACUGCGCUUUUUCACCCAAACUACAUCAAGUUAUGAAUGGUGAAUAUGAAUGGAUUAAAGUAUCUCCUUUACCCAGAAAUAACAUUUAUCAGCUUGAAAUCCUCGAAGUACUUUCAGAAGACAAGUUAUCUGAGAAUUUCAAUGAGUGUUUACGAAAUCAUUUGUGGAAGACUUGUCGACAUUAUCCAAUCAUUGUUCCAGAUGACGGACUCAUAGUGGAAGUAAAUUUAACUCGUAAAGUUCGUAUUCAGUGUCGAAUUAAACCUCAUUUUGAUGACAAAAAUGACGAUGGGUCUCAGAAAUGUUUUGUCUUUACUAACGACAUGUUUCCUCCGCUUGAAUAUCCGAAUACUGAUUCGGUGAAAGCUAGUUUCGUGCAGAUGCUGAGAAGAAAUGGGAAUGAGGAUAUUCAUCAGGCAACUGUAAACUUUGGAGAAUGUGGGAAUGAAGCAGUUGAAUUUUCGUUCCAAAUUGCAUUUAUUGAGAAAUGUUGCUCAUAUAUUACUUAUCAUUUGGAGAAGCCUACUUUUUUUUCAUCAGAAAAUAUUCUUAUAGUGGGUAACAAAUCAGCAGGUAAAACAACGAUUCUACAUUUCCUUGCAGGAAAAUUACUCCAGUCUCACUUGGCUGUUUACAGUGAAUGUUUAUAUUGCUCUGAGUGGAAUGGAAAAUCAAUUGAGAAAUUUCAAGAUGUGUUGAAAAGUACGAUAACGCGUUUAAGGCGACGUUAUCCUUCAGUCCUUUUCUUAGAUGACUUGGAUAUUUUAUUGCGUGGUCAAGAUGAGGAAGUGAGAAAUGUUCGCUUGGAAAAAUGUGCCGAAUUAGUCCGAAAUUUGGCCACUAAAAAUGAUUUGUUGGUUGUUGCAACGGCGUGCACCAAAUAUGAAGUUGUCGAACUGUUUUCGUUGAAUGCUGGUGGGCGAUUUUUUGGUCACGUGGAAGACAUCAAAGAACUUAACCCGGCAAGUUAUUAA